Messenger RNA from Gallus gallus (chicken), 3226 nucleotides. It is a transcript of the gene SMCO3, whose product is annotated as single-pass membrane protein with coiled-coil domains 3. NCBI's taxonomy places the organism in Eukaryota, Metazoa, Chordata, Aves, Galliformes, Phasianidae. The coding region runs from base 1700 to 2377 and encodes 225 amino acids. The transcript is spliced from 2 exons. The record is from RefSeq and is a predicted model, not a curated record.
GGAAACCACCAGAGGAACACAGUGGAAACAGGAUGAGAUCACUGUCCUGUACACAUUCAGCUGUUUGAAAGAGCACUUGGGCACAAUCAGCAUCAGUGAAGUGGAAAGGAUUAAUAUCACAGUGAGCCAGAGUACAAGCCAACAACAUCCCAGAAGCAUAAGGAAUCAUACCUUGAGCUGGAAGGACUUUUUGUUUCCUGAAAGUCAAAACCUUUUACUGUAUGUAACCUUUGCUUCCUGUAGCCUUAAGAAAGAUAAGUUAAAGAGCUUAUUCCCUUGACAGAGCUGCAAGGUAAGUGUCUGAAACAACAAUGUACUGUGCAAAAUACUGUGGAAUAAAAUCAUGAGAGAACUGGCUUGUAGUUGAACGCUAGCACUAAAAGUUGGCUAGAGGAGUGUUGAGGUCGUUCUGCUUUUCCACAGUGAUCUUGUUGGGGAAGAUGUAUUUAGUGAAAUACAGCUGGGUUCACAGUUAGCUGAUAAUGCAGGAACUACAAAGGACAAAAAUGGCACAACCGUAUCUUUCAACAAGAAAAAUCUAGCUAGUCUCCUACACUUGAUUAUUUGUAGCUAUAACUGCGGUAUGUGGGCGCCGAGAGCAAGAAGAGAUUUAUGUUGGAAAUGCCUAACAGCGGCUCAGAUUUGCAAUAGAAGGGUUGAGAAAGCAAAAGUGUCACCAAAGAAACUGGUCAUCCUACUCAUUCACUGUUUGGCUCCAUUGCAAUGUAAGAUGCGUGUGCUGAAGUCAGCAGCUGGUGAUGGGUUAAAAGAAAGUGGUACAGAGAGGGAGUGUGGCUGCAUGAGCGGGGCAGACCCUGCAGGCUGCUGCCUGCUGCUCUAAGGCAGUCUGUCAUCCCAGGCGUCCUGCAGGAGUUGACAUGGCACACUGAAUGUCAAGGGGCUGCCUGGAGCUGCUUGAUAUUCAGCAGUGAAAAAUCAAUGGGGACUUCAUGGCAUUAGGAGGGGAUGUGAUUAGGAAUACUGAAGGAAGAAACAGUGAAGGAAGUGGGGCUACUUAUCAGGAAAGAAAACACCGGGGGAGUUGCGUGUAAGUGAUAUGGGUAAAGAUGGGUUUGUUAUAGAUAAUUUUGCUAUUCUCUAUGAAUUCCCAAAUGUGAUUUAGUAUGCAUACAAAGUUCCUAUGUUUCUCUUGAAUGGGAUAAGAAAUAAACUACAGUGGCUUAAAAGACCCUCACGCUGAUACAGAAUGCACAGUCAUUAUAGUCAUUUAAAAAUUGGAUGCCACUAAUUGAAAAAAAAGUAGGCUGAUAGAGAAGUAUGUCUAGAACAGGCCUUUCCUUUCCACACCUUAUUUUAGAUUUUGCUGGCUAGAUGAGCUUUUCCUGUUUUGUAGUGAAGUAGUUCAUCUUCCUCCACCUGCAGUUUCCUAAGGGAGGGAAGACUCACGUUCAUUUUAUCGAUCUACUAAUCACGUAUUUGCUAGCUGGUUUUGUUGCUCUGGGCACGUCCAAUGUCUCAUAAGGCCCUUUUUGAAUGAUUUGGCCAAGGAUACAUAACAGAGUUUAAGAUUUGUGGAUGUACAAGCUGUGUCUUGGGAUUUGAUUUGCCAAGUAUAAAAAGAACUAGUGAGGCAGACACAAAGCAGUCUACAUUUCACUGCUUAUUAAGGGCUGGGAUUAUGGGUGCUAUACAGAGUGAGAGCUUUCUUUUCUCUCUUGAAGUAGUUCAUUCCUGAAGAAUGGCACUGAGUGACCUCCUUUACCCAGAAAACCCCAGGAGACGGCAAGAACUGAUCCAUCUGCACCGGGAAUUGCUUGACUGCAUGUCCAUGAAUUUCCAUGCAACAAAUGAGCUGGCUGGAGUUCUGAAUGCACACCUGGGGUGUACUAUCACCCACAUCAAGAUGAGAGAGAGCAGCACUGUCAAAGAGAACUGUGAUAUUAUCAUUCGAGCAAUGCAUGAGAUUCAGUGUCAGGUACAGAAGAUUGAUGGCGACAUGAAGGAGAAGCUGGAGCCUGUGCUGUACCAGAAGCUGUACGACAUUAAAGAGCCUGAGCUGGAGAAAAUUGCAAUAGCCCAUAAAGUUUUUUCCAUUGUUCUUGGAGAAGUGACUUCAACUGCUGGGAUGGUAGCUGUCAAACUGCUUAGCUCCAACCUUAUCACUAUCACUGUCUGCAAACUCAUCAGCCUCCUUGCGCAGAUUGGGGCAUCUGUUCUUGGGGGAAUCAGCAUUACUAUCCUUGGGCUUGGCAUGGAAAUGAUCCUCCAUGCCAUUCUGGGAGCCGUGGAGAGGAAUCAGCUGCUGGCAGCUGUGAGGAGCUAUGAGGAGCACCUGGCUGAGUUUAAAGAAGCCUCAGAAAAAUACCAGCGUGCCAUACAUGAAGUGACUUCUUUGGUCAGACAUCAAGUUCAGUGAAUGGAAAGUCAACACUUUAAAUACAUGGCACCUUUUCUUCAGCUGUUUUCCAGAAUGCACUGUAGAUGGAAUGCUAUUAGUACUGGUGACAGUAACAUGCACUGCUGGAACAGAAGUAGUGAGAAAGUACAAUUUUUCUCUUCCAGAGUUUCUCCAUCAAAAUAACAUUAUGAUGGGAGAAAAUCAUUUCAGCAAAAUAACCCAUAUAAUCACCUGGAGAAUUCACCAGGCUGGCUGUUGUCGUUAAACUCUUAGUGUGGAUUUGUGCUAAAUCUGACAGGCUGAAUUCCCCAUUCAUAGAAGCGCUUACAAGGACUAGCUGAAGCACAUUUAACUCCUAUUUCCUGUGCCAUUUCUGCCUGAGGAGCCAGACAGAGAUCUUUAUAUAAAUUCUAAUACCAGCAGAUUAACAGAUAGGAAAAUCAUGGGCCUACAGGCCCAACAGUUGAGAGAGUCCAGCUGUGCUGCUCCUGGUGUAUCUAGCUGUGAGCAACAUCUUGUUAUCAGUAUUGUCCUGCUCCUGCUCACUCACAGGUAGAUAUUUCUGUGCACACUUGCUGCUUUGUUAAUCAAAUGGCAUUACAUGCUUACACAAGGAUUUGUAAGAUUACAGCCCUAUUAAUGCUCUAAAUUUACUUACAAGUUCUUCACGAGUCACCAGUGUGGGACUGCCAAGAAUACUCUGAUACUAUAUUUCACAACUCGCCACCUAAUGGCCUUAUUUUGCAGACUUUCAGAACAAAGCUAGAAGCAAGAGCAUGAUUUGCUGCCAAGCUCUGAUUUGCCGUGGUUUGCUUUUUUUCUUUGAAAAAAAUAUACAGAAUUUAGGAAUUAAUAAAAAUAUACCUA